Messenger RNA from Xyrichtys novacula (pearly razorfish), 492 nucleotides. NCBI's taxonomy places the organism in Eukaryota, Metazoa, Chordata, Actinopteri, Labriformes, Labridae. The record is from the annotation of a GenBank genome assembly.
AUGUGUAACCAUAUAUAUGCUUUUUUGACUGAUCCAUUAAAGGGGAAGAAGGAAAUCAUCCAACCAUGUGCGUUCCCUGAAGUCUUCUUAACUCUGGGAGCCCCUGGAGAUAACCUUGUGAUCCCACUGAGCCCAAGACCUGGCAGACCCCUGUCCUUAAACCUAAACCUUGUUCCAAAGGAAGAUGCUAGAUCCAGGCCCUGCUCUUCAAACAAUGCAAGUCCCAGAAAAACACGCUCAAGACCAUCAUCUCCCAACCCAGGAACAAGCAAUAAAGCUCCUCCUGAUGCUUUAUUAUCACUUGAACAGGAAAGGGUUGUGGCCAAUCGAAGAAAUAGAGAUGAGGAUUGUUUUUCCCUGAUUGAAAAGGCUCACACACCCCAGCUGCAAAAAAGGGUGGUGCAAGGAGGACAUAAAAGAAAAGGAGAUACCGGAAAUAGAAAGGAGAAAGCACAGCAUGGCAAGGGAAAGAGUGGAGGGAAAAAAAAGUAG